Messenger RNA from Glycine soja, 4245 nucleotides. Its product is annotated as pentatricopeptide repeat-containing protein At3g09040, mitochondrial. Bases 267 to 3017 code for a protein of 916 amino acids. Gene Ontology annotation, biological process: RNA modification. Gene Ontology annotation, molecular function: protein binding; RNA binding. Lineage: Eukaryota; Viridiplantae; Streptophyta; Magnoliopsida; Fabales; Fabaceae. The transcript has a single exon. The record is from RefSeq and is a predicted model, not a curated record.
GUUGUGGGAGUAAGGGAUUGGCAUUGUAGAGGAUGAAUGGAGUCUAUCCACAUGUGUAAAACUUAGAUAAUGUAAAAGAAUACAUUUAUGUGUGAAUAAGGUUAUAAAUAACGAGCUUAAUGGUUAGUAGUAAUGAUGUAAAAUAAUUUUUCGUUGUGAGGCAAUAAAGUCUAAGAAAUUUACCGGGAAGGAACAUGUUUGAAUUGAAAGGAACCGCAACUUGAUAUGUAAUUGGAAUUAGAAAGAGAGCAGAGAAGGGGAUAUAGAUGCGCGUGGCAGCUGGAGUGAAAUGUUUGUUGAGAGUCAGACAAUGGAAUUGGAGAGUUCAGGGGACGAAGCAUUACUCUAGCGAAAGGGUCCUUCAGUUUUAUGCUUCUUUCAUGAAUUCAGGGCAUUCCCCUGACCAAUUCACUUUCGCAGUCACUUUGUCCGCUUGUGCAAAACUCCAGAAUCUUCAUUUGGGCAGGGCAGUUCACUCUUGUGUAAUUAAGAGCGGCCUUGAAUCCACCUCCUUCUGUCAAGGCGCUCUUAUCCAUCUCUACGCCAAAUGCAACUCACUCACUUGUGCUCGCACCAUAUUCGCAUCUGCACCAUUCCCCCACCUCCACACUGUUUCUUGGACCGCUUUAAUCUCUGGCUACGUUCAAGCCGGCUUGCCCCACGAGGCACUCCACAUAUUUGACAAAAUGCGCAACAGUGCUGUUCCAGACCAAGUGGCGCUUGUCACCGUCUUAAAUGCUUACAUCUCUUUAGGAAAGCUGGAUGAUGCCUGCCAAUUGUUUCAACAGAUGCCCAUCCCCAUCCGCAAUGUUGUCGCAUGGAAUGUCAUGAUUUCUGGUCAUGCCAAGACAGCCCAUUAUGAGGAGGCUCUUGCCUUCUUUCAUCAAAUGAGUAAGCAUGGGGUCAAAUCCUCAAGAUCCACACUCGCAAGUGUUUUAAGUGCAAUUGCCAGCUUAGCUGCCCUCAAUCAUGGCUUGCUAGUUCAUGCACAUGCUAUUAAGCAAGGUUUUGAAUCCAGUAUAUAUGUUGCAAGUUCUUUGAUCAAUAUGUAUGGUAAGUGUCAAAUGCCAGAUGAUGCACGCCAAGUAUUUGAUGCUAUAUCUCAGAAAAAUAUGAUUGUCUGGAAUGCCAUGCUUGGAGUUUAUUCACAGAAUGGCUUUUUAAGUAAUGUCAUGGAGUUGUUUUUGGAUAUGAUAUCUUGUGGCAUUCACCCAGAUGAAUUUACCUACACUAGCAUUUUGAGCACAUGCGCAUGCUUUGAAUAUCUAGAAGUUGGCCGCCAGUUGCAUUCAGCUAUUAUCAAGAAAAGAUUUACCUCCAAUUUAUUUGUCAACAAUGCGUUGAUAGAUAUGUAUGCUAAGGCUGGGGCUUUGAAGGAAGCCGGCAAACACUUUGAGCACAUGACAUACCGAGAUCAUAUUUCCUGGAAUGCCAUUAUUGUUGGAUAUGUGCAAGAAGAAGUGGAAGCUGGUGCUUUUAGUUUGUUUCGGAGAAUGAUUUUAGAUGGUAUUGUACCUGACGAGGUAUCUUUGGCCAGUAUACUUAGUGCUUGUGGAAAUAUUAAGGUACUAGAAGCAGGACAGCAGUUCCAUUGCCUGUCAGUUAAGUUGGGUCUUGAAACAAACCUUUUUGCUGGAAGUUCUCUUAUUGACAUGUAUUCCAAGUGCGGGGAUAUCAAAGAUGCACAUAAAACUUAUUCUAGCAUGCCUGAGCGGAGUGUGGUCUCUGUGAAUGCUCUGAUUGCAGGAUAUGCUCUAAAAAACACAAAAGAAUCUAUUAAUCUUCUUCAUGAGAUGCAGAUAUUGGGACUGAAGCCAUCUGAGAUUACAUUUGCAAGCCUCAUAGAUGUUUGUAAGGGUUCUGCCAAGGUAAUUUUAGGCUUGCAGAUCCAUUGUGCUAUAGUGAAGAGGGGUCUUUUAUGUGGUAGUGAAUUCUUAGGGACCUCUUUGUUGGGCAUGUAUAUGGACUCACAAAGGCUUGCAGAUGCAAACAUUCUUUUCUCGGAGUUUUCUAGCCUUAAAAGCAUUGUAAUGUGGACCGCUUUAAUUUCAGGACAUAUUCAAAAUGAGUGCAGUGAUGUGGCCUUAAACUUGUAUCGAGAAAUGCGUGACAACAAUAUCUCACCUGACCAAGCAACAUUUGUUACUGUUCUUCAAGCGUGUGCUCUCUUAUCCUCGUUGCAUGAUGGUAGAGAGAUACAUUCUCUAAUCUUCCAUACUGGUUUUGACUUGGAUGAGUUAACCAGCAGUGCCCUUGUAGACAUGUAUGCAAAAUGUGGGGAUGUAAAAAGUUCUGUUCAAGUUUUUGAAGAAUUGGCUACUAAAAAGGAUGUGAUUUCUUGGAAUUCAAUGAUAGUUGGAUUUGCCAAAAACGGUUAUGCAAAAUGCGCCCUGAAGGUCUUCGAUGAAAUGACUCAAUCAUGCAUUACCCCAGAUGAUGUCACAUUUCUUGGAGUGCUUACCGCUUGUAGCCAUGCAGGGUGGGUUUAUGAGGGUCGUCAAAUUUUUGAUGUCAUGGUAAAUUAUUAUGGCAUUGAGCCCCGAGUAGAUCACUAUGCCUGCAUGGUUGAUCUUCUUGGUAGGUGGGGUUUUCUCAAAGAAGCUGAAGAGUUCAUUGACAAACUUGAAGUUGAACCCAAUGCUAUGAUUUGGGCCAAUUUAUUGGGUGCUUGCAGAAUACAUGGGGAUGAAAAAAGGGGACAGAGGGCAGCUAAGAAACUUAUUGAACUAGAACCCCAAAGUUCUUCUCCAUAUGUACUGCUUUCUAAUAUGUAUGCUGCAUCAGGAAAUUGGGAUGAAGCUAGAUCUUUGAGGAGAACAAUGAUAAAGAAAGAUAUCCAAAAGAUUCCUGGGUGUAGCUGGAUUGUAGUCGGGCAAGAGACAAACCUAUUUGUUGCGGGUGAUAUAUCGCAUUCUAGUUAUGAUGAAAUUUCAAAAGCAUUAAAGCAUCUGACAGCACUAAUUAAAGACAACAACAGAUUCCAGGACAUUGUAAUUUCCUGGGUUGGUCAAAUUUAGUUAUUCAAUAUGAUCGGAAGUCAAGUGAUCAACUCAGAUUUGUUUCUUGACACAAAAGAACCUUACAUAAAGGAAAUAAUCAUAAAGGAUGAGUAUGGAUUUAUUGUUGUUUUUUGGUAAACAGUAGCAGUAUUAUUUGCAGUCAAAGAUGCUUGAUAAGUAGUCUUUUUACUCUGGAUAUUUAUUGCUGUGAACAAUAUCAUGGAAAAUGAGAACUAUAGAAGACCAAAAAGGUACUGUCAUAUGGCAAUAUAGGCGUUUCUUCUAGAAUCUGACUUAGAACUUGGAAGAUGUGUUUUCAUAAAGCGCUACAGAAAAUGCACAAUUAGAGGAGGAUUUGAAAGAUUUUUUUUUUCUUAAAUAUUUGUGAUACAGUAAUAUCUUGUGGACUGAACUUGUUUGGUGGAGGAAGGUUCUGCCAAGAAGUUUGAAGCUUAUGAAAGGAACCAUCCUCAUGAAUAGUAAAUUGAAGAUGAAUUAUAGUGAUCAAGGCACCAUAAUUUUAUCUUAUAUUACAAGACAAAUGUACCACUACUCUGCAUCAAGUAUCUUGUAGAUGCUCUAAGAUACAUGCGCAUGCGUACAGACUAACAUUUUCUAGAGGCUGAACUUUUUAUGGCAAAGCAGUCUUGGUAAGAGAAAUUUUUAGGUGUCUAAGGGAAAAGAGUUUUCCCUUGCUAUGUGCUAUUGAAUGUGUAUCACCUUAUCAUAUCGUUGAAAAUGUAGUGGAUUGGAUUGGAUAUAGAUAUAGUGACCCACAUAACUUAGGUGGUACACAUUCAGUAGUAUAGAGCAAAAGAAAUUUCUUAUUCCCAAAGUAGCUUGAAGUUUCUCCUUGUUUUAUGUACGUCACAGAUGGUGUUGGAAGAGAAAACAGCUUUUAUUACAAUUUAUCAAAGUUUUGGUUUUCAAGCUUGCUUGCGGUUAUUGUAAAUGGUUCUAAAGCAUUACCAGACUGAGUCUCAAGUGUAUUAGACGACCCUAUAUAUCUUUUCCUUUAAAUUGCUAGUAAGUGUGUCACUCUAUUGGAAGCUAUUGGCUUCUAUUGGAAGUUGGUGAAAAGAAAUGGGAUGCAACAUGAUAGAAUCUAUUUUAUCCAAUUCUAUCCAAUAUUCUCAUUUUCUUCCCUUCGAAUUUGGGGUAUGAUAUGGAAUCACUCUGACAGUGUUAUAAGGCUUCUCCUUCCAUCCAUCCACAUUCCAAACAACGGUAUGGAAACUUUAUUCCA